GCAAGCGGCAGAUCAAUUUCUUUCCUGUCUCUCCCACUGCCGCAGAAGCAGCGGACGGUCGUCGUUCUGGCCUCGUAUUGAUUCCCAUUCUGUAAUCGUGCAUCGAUAAGGUAGGGUGUUGUGACCCGCAAUGGCUACUUCUCUGGCGGCUAUGGCAGCUCGAAGGACCGCGAAUCUGUCUCGUUUCACGACGACCGGUUCUUCCGCCGGUGGAGCGUCUUCUCUGAUCCCCCGCCGCGGUCUCGCCGGCUCCGCUGAUCAUCACGGCCCACCAAAAGUUGACUGUUGGAAAGAUCCGAUGAAUCCGGGCAAUUGGAAGGAAGAACAUUUUGUGAUUGUAUCUUUAUCCGGAUGGGGUUUGCUCUUCUAUGGAGGGUACAAGUUAUUCACAAGGGGGAAGAAGGACAAACCCGAGACAUCAGCGGAAGCAACAAAGUAGAUUGGAGCUUGGAGUAUUGCCAAAGUUACUCUUCAAAUAAAGUGUGUGUUUUUAACUCAUUAGUUAGUAGUUUGAGAAAGUCUCUUUUUCACCUAUUCAACUACAAUCUUCAAGAGUGUGCGAGACUUUCAUUUAGGACUUCAAACCUCUCCAGACCCCUUCCAUAAUAAUGGGAAAUGGUGUCCUUCGGGAACAUGGCAAUCACCAGUAGCAUAUCCUCGCCUUUUGUUUUCUGCGACGACUUUUAUACUUAAUAUGGGUUGAUGGGAUUAAUGGUUGUGGACAGAUUAUCCUUGCCUUUUUGUGCUACCUUUAUCUUUUCCUAUCAAUGUACAUUGGUAGGAUGAUGAUAUGUUGAGAAUGGUUUAUGAACAUCUAAGUCAACUUGGAUUUCAAUGGAGUGUUAAUUAAAUUUUGAAUAUUUUA
Molecule: messenger RNA, 865 nt
Organism: Andrographis paniculata
Lineage: Eukaryota; Viridiplantae; Streptophyta; Magnoliopsida; Lamiales; Acanthaceae
Exons: 4
Coding region: 131-439 (102 amino acids)
Source: RefSeq, a predicted model, not a curated record